UCUCCACAGUUGACUAAUUGUAAUUUUAAAACAUUAAUAUCAUACAAAAACGGUAAUCCAUUAAAUAAAAACAAUGUAAUUUAUUUUCGUACGUAUUUUAGUAAAUAAUAACAUAGUAUUACUUAAGUAUUUUUUCACAUGUUAUUACGGUGAUUGGAUCAUGUGAUCAUUGAUUAUAGUUGAUGUUAACAAAUCCUUAAAAUUAUUGAUAAAAUGGUAAUUAUUAGGAAAACGAUAAAAGAAUUUCAUAAGUUUUUGUUAGUGAAGCUGAUUGUAGAAAUUCCCAAUUUAGAUAUAAUUUCUUUAAAGGAAAAUUAGAUAUAAAGAUGGAAGCUGACAGUAAAGGGUAAUUUCCAUAUGAAGCCCCCCGAAAAUAUCGAAGGUAAAAAACUACGAACUCAACAGCAGCGACCAAACUGGGAAAUGAAAUGAGAAAUAGGAAGGCCAUAAACACAAACAAUGAGGAUAUUACCAACAUAUUACCAGAAGAGUGUAUUUCUUACAUCCUUUCCUUAACAUCCCCAGCCGAUGUUUGCCGAUCAAAGCUUGUCUCUCCGGUCUUCAGAUCGGCAGCUGAUUCUGAUACCAUUUGGGGCAAAUUUCUUCCCUCUGAUUGUUAUGAUAUCAUUUCCAAUGCUUCUUCAUCAUCAUCCUCCAAGUUGUUGACUUCUUCCAUGUCCAAAACACAGCUUUAUUUCCAUCUUUGCAAGAACCCCAUUAUUAUUGACAACGGUGCCAUGAGUUUUGGCCUCGACAAAGCAACAGGGAAAAAAUGUUAUAUGCUGGGGGCCCGACGGCUUUCAAUUACUUGGGCAAACACGCCUAGGUACUGGAGAUGGAAACGUGUGCCUGAAUCUAGAUUCUCGGAAGUGGCUGAGCUCAAAGAAGUGUGGUGGCUAGAUGUGAAGGGAACAAUAGAGACUAAAAUUUUGUCUCCUAACACAACUUAUGUAGCUUACCUUGUCUAUAAAUUUUCAUCAUCUAGAUACGGCUUCGAGAAAAAACCUGUAGACCUGCAUGUCGAGUUAGGGGAAAGUGAUGCCGGGCGAACUUUUCGUAUAUUCCUAGAUCCUUCAGCAAAUAUUCCUCAAUUCUCUCGCGAGAGAGAAGAUGGGUGGAUGGAGGUUAAGUUGGGUGAGUUCUUCAAUGAACAUGGGGAUGAUGGGAAAGCUACUUGUAGUUUAAGGGAAGUCGAUAAUUAUACCCCUAAAAAGGGACUUAUUAUUGAAGGAAUCGAUAUUCGGCCUAAAGAUAGCAGAUAGAAAAGAAUUACAUACUAUGUAUGAUAAACAUUAUUGCUUGUGACAUUAUACAACAUAUUUAGUGGGAA
Gossypium arboreum is the source of this 1330-nucleotide messenger RNA. RefSeq names its product F-box protein PP2-B11-like. The transcript is spliced from 3 exons. Bases 429 to 1262 code for a protein of 277 amino acids. NCBI's taxonomy places the organism in Eukaryota, Viridiplantae, Streptophyta, Magnoliopsida, Malvales, Malvaceae. The record is from RefSeq and is a predicted model, not a curated record. Gene Ontology annotation, molecular function: protein binding.